Messenger RNA from Dacryopinax primogenitus, 801 nucleotides. RefSeq lists its product as uncharacterized. NCBI's taxonomy places the organism in Eukaryota, Fungi, Basidiomycota, Dacrymycetes, Dacrymycetales, Dacrymycetaceae. Gene Ontology annotation, cellular component: small-subunit processome; nucleolus. Bases 1 to 801 code for a protein of 266 amino acids. Gene Ontology annotation, molecular function: small ribosomal subunit rRNA binding. The record is from RefSeq and is a predicted model, not a curated record. The transcript has 4 exons.
AUGCGUCAAAAACGAGCGAAAACGUACAGGAAGCUCAUGGCCCAGUAUGAGCGCGCCUUCGGUUUCCGGCAACCAUAUCAAGUACUUGUUAAUUCCGACUUUUGUGAAAUGGCUAUCCAGCUUAAGAUGGAAUUUAUGAAAGACCUCGAGAUCGUCCUGCAAGCGAAAGCCAAACCGAUGAUAACCCAGUGCUGUAUCGCCGCUCUCUAUGCGCUCGGGCCUACAGGCCAAUCGAUCGUCGACCUAGCAAAGACCUUCGAGCGGCGCCGUUGUGGGCACCUCGAGACGCCUCUUUCUCCCGAAGAAUGUAUCGCCUCCGUCGUCGGGCCUACAAAUAGGCACCGGUAUGUGGUCAUGACCCAGAGUGACGGAUUAAGGCCGCAGAUGAGAGAAGUCGAGGGAGUGCCGAUCGUUGCGCUUAAUAGGGCUGUGAUGGUACUGGAGAUGAUGAGUGAGAAGACGAAGCUGAAGAUCCGGGCUGAGGAGGUGAAAGCGCUUAGGCCAGUUUUGAAAGCUGCCCGUGGGGAGAAACCGCCUCCUGCGCCGGUGGUGAGGAAGAAGAAGCCGAAAGCACCCAAUCCGCUCAGUGUGAAAAGGAAAGUGCCGAGGGCUGUUGAACAUCAUAGACCGGAGGGAGAGCAGGCGGUCAGGCUUGGGAAGCGGGGGAGAGAGGAAGAGGAGGUGCAAAAGGAGGAGACUGGGGAGGUGCAGCAGGAGAGAAAGAAGAGGAAGAGGAGGAAGAAGAAUAAGUCUGCGGCGGCGGUUGAGGAUGUAGCUGGUGCAGAUGAGGAGGAAGACUGA